UUUAAAUACUGAGCAAUGGUAGAUUCAGCAUCAUCCAAGGGGAGUUUGUAUGAGUUCCAGAAACUGCCCUACCAUCCUGCAACUCCCAGAAGAAGGAGAACGGUUUUGGAAACGAUAUGGAACAAUUUGAAGACAUUGCUCUAUUUAAUCCAGUUUUUACUUAAGAGCAUCCCGAUAUGGAUCGAGAUCAUAUGGCAGUGGUUGAAUCCGCCGUCUCCGAAAAGCGUUGCUGGAUGGACGGCCCUGGUAACGGGAGGAUCGAACGGGAUCGGUAAAGCAGUGAGCUUGGAAUUGGCCAAAUCUGGAUGUAACGUGAUCAUUGCCGACAUCGACGAGGAAAACGGUAAAAAGGUUGUAAAAGAACUGCGGAAGCUUCGCGUCAAGGCCGGCUUCUUCAAAGCAGAUGUUUCGGAUUACGAAACAAUCGUGGAACUGCAACGAAAAAUUGAGCGAGACUUCGGACAUGUAGACAUUCUGGUAAACAACGCUGGAAUUAUUCCUUUCCUAGUUGACGAUGAGUACACCCCAGAGAACAUUCGGAGAAUCGUUGAGAAUAAUGUGCUGAGCCAAUUCUGGACCAUUAAAGUGUUUUUACCGGGAAUGUAUAGUCGAGAACGGGGACACAUCGUAGGGCUGUCAUCUGAAUUGGGUUACAUUCCAAGAGGUUAUACAAGAAAUUACCUAACGACGAAAUACGCCAUACGUGGUUUCAUGGAAGAUUUACAUGACGAAAUCUACCAUGCGGGGUACGAGGGCAAAGUCAUCACCACAACCGUAUUCCCAGCCAUCAUUAACACACGAAAGGAGAGCACUGAACGUAUUCUUACCAUUCCAGGCGUGGAAAACUUCCCAGUUUAUAGCUCCGAGCUAGCAGGGCAGACCAUUGUUCAGGGAAUCAGAAACAAUGAACGGAAAUUGGUUGUACCAAACAAUGUCAAAACAUGGCAACUGGCUAUUUACGAGGAUCUACCGAGAAGAAUCACCCGACUCUUUCUCUUGCAGUUGUUCAAGGGUUGAUGCAUCUCAAAGACUACGAUUUUGAAGAAAACAUUCCAUUUUAUUACCACGGUAAACUGGAAAUGUGAAUAACAAAAUAAUACAUACUUUUGAGUAAAAUUAUUAUGCUGAAGGAUUUGUAUCAAAACGAU
Molecule: messenger RNA, 1148 nt
Organism: Armigeres subalbatus
Lineage: Eukaryota; Metazoa; Arthropoda; Insecta; Diptera; Culicidae
Product: estradiol 17-beta-dehydrogenase 11-like
Exons: 3
Coding region: 16-1017 (333 amino acids)
Molecular function (GO): oxidoreductase activity, acting on the CH-OH group of donors, NAD or NADP as acceptor
Source: RefSeq, a predicted model, not a curated record